AUGCUGAUUGUUUUCGUUGUUGGAAUCAUAGUAAUAUCAAUUGCAGAUAUUAUAUAUGUAGUGAUUUCAUACAAGAAAAAUAAGAAUAAACCUCAAAAUAAUAUUGAAAAACAUGAAGAAGAACCUAAAGAAGAAAUAAUUUCUGACGAAGAAAGAGACACAGAAAAGAGAAAAACAGAACCAAAAGAUGAAUCAAUUUCUGAUGAAGAAAAAGAUUCAGAUAAGAGAAAGGUUGAACCUAAAGAUGAUGAUGAAAGCAAAUCAAGUACAAAGUCAUAUAGUCAGAGCAAACCAGAUGAUAUGUCUGAUAAUGAUUCCAAAGACAAUGAAUCAAGCAAAUCUGAGGAGAAGACUAAAAGAAGAAGGAGAAGGAAACAAAACAAAGAUGAAGAUUUGUCUGAAUCACUUUCCUAUUCGAAAUCAACUAAAGGUUCAUAUUCAACGUCAAAUAAGGAGAAACAUUCAAUAUCAAGCGAAUAUUCUUAUUCAGUACCGAAUGAAGAUUCACAAUCUAAUGAGGACUCAUUUUCAAUGUCAAAUUUCAAUGCUAAACAAGUACUAACAUUGAAAAACAUGCAGUGA
This is a messenger RNA of Trichomonas vaginalis G3, 582 nucleotides long. RefSeq lists its product as uncharacterized. The record is from RefSeq and is a predicted model, not a curated record. The coding region runs from base 1 to 582 and encodes 193 amino acids. Lineage: Eukaryota; Parabasalia; Trichomonadida; Trichomonadidae. The transcript has a single exon.